AUGUCCAAAGUGUGGGAAAACAUUUACCAAGGAAAGCAGUCGGUUGGGGAGUCUUUGGAGGAGAAGUAUGAGGGUGCCAGGGCUUGUUAUUCGGAAAAUGGGUCAACCUUUUGGGAUGUAUUCAAUGCCGAUGAAUUUGCGGAGUACAGGAAGGACAAUCUCUUCUACCCUUUUGCGUCCAAGGAGGAAUGGGAAGUUGCUGACUAUCUCCUUCGCUCAUCCCUGAGUAUGGCAGCAAUUGAUGAAUUCUUGAGGCUUCACAUGAUCCAAAAUUUACAACUAUCAUUCAGCAAUGCUAGUGAAUUGUGUAGUCAUGCCGAGAUGCUCCCCAGCGGACCAAGCUGGAAAUGCCAGACCAUUCCCUCACUUCAUCCUACAAAACUUCCUAUCUGCUUAUUCUGGCGAGAUCCCAUUGAAUGUCUGGAAAGCCUUUUCAGCAAUCCUCUGUUUCAUGAUAAGCUCGAUUUUAUCCCUCAUCGCAUGUACAAAAUGGCAGUGCAGCUUCUGAGGGUAUAUUCUGAAUGGUUGACAGGUAAUUCUGCAUGGGACGUGCAGGAUCGCCCAUCCACUCUUCUCGGCGUCACCAACAUACAUAUGCAUACUCGGAUGAAACUCUCACCCAAAGCAUUCAUGCUCACAGCUCUCCUCCCCAUUCCAAAGUACCUACACCCCAACCAACAGAUGUGUGGCAUGCUUGAAGACCACCUGGUGCAUGAGUGCCUUUCAAUUGUCCUGAAGCCCUUGAUGAUAGUGGCAGAAGUUGGCAUCAUGAUGUACGAUCUGGUGGGAAAUGUUCAACACUGUUUUAUGCCUCUUGCAGUGUACAUCGUUGAUACCCCAGAGGCAGCCAUGCUUGCGUGCGUGCGUGGGAAGACAUCUCCUUUCACCAUGGCUUUUAUCACAGUUGAUCCCAAUGAUCUCAAGGCAUAUUUUGAGGCAUGUGCUGAACACCGGCUAAAUGGUGUUCAUGCACCUUUCUGGAAGGGCUUCCCCCACGCUGAUCCCUCCAUAUUCCUGAUGCCAGAACCACUACAUCACUGGCACAAGGAAUUUUAUGACCACAACCUUCAGUGGUGUCUCAAGGUUGUUGGGGCCCAGGAGCUAGAUUUCAGGUUCUCUAUUUUACAGCCCAUCACAGGCUAUCACCACUUUGCAGGUGGAAUUUCGAAACUCAAGCAGGUCACAGGCAGAGUUCAUUGUGACAUUCAGCACUAUAUUGUUGGCCUGAUAUCUGAUUGCCCUGCACCUGACAACAACUUACUGUCAUGUAUUGACCAAUCCCUUUUGACAUUUCAUGAGAAUAAGAAUGUUAUCAUGACAUUAGGUGCAUGGAUGGGAGCAAAGAAACUGAUUGACAAUUGGUUCAUCCCCAAGUUGGAGCUCCUGCAGAGCAUCACAUCUAGUAUGCACAAAAUUGGUGCCCUCAUCCAGUGGUCCGCAGAUGCAACUGAACACGCCCAUGUAUCUAAAAUUAAGGACCCUGUGCAACACACAAACAAUAAUGAUUACGACCCACAGAUACGUCGCUUUCUGGAUUGUCAGGAGAAACUGCGACAUUUUGCAAUUGCUACAACACUCAAAAGCCACAAUCCUGUAGAUGUUGCUGAGGAGAAUGAAGGGGAAGAAGACGAUAUUGAUCCUGAUGAGGGGGAGCCAUCUGAUCCACAGACUGCCCUCCUCGAGGAGAUGAAUCAAACACACAUUACCAUGAAUUAUUUCAGCAAAGCGAAGCAAUUUGCUACCCUCAGCUGCAGAGAACUUGCUUACCCCCCUCAAACAUUUAUAGGUGGUACCACUGCUAUCCAUCUCAACUAUGGUCCAUCUCGGAACAGAGUCAAAGUUGGGGACAUUUCUGUUGACUACAAUAUACCGGAUCUGCAUGUCCUGCUUUCAGAUUUCUUGCAGUGUGACACAAGGGGCAGAGGAGUAGUUCAUGAGGUCGCUUUAAGAAGGAGACCGUUGAUUGAUCGUCCUCCAAUCCUUCCAUUUGAUCGUGUUCAAGUCUGGCAUUCAGUUCGUCUACAGCAAACAUCCUUCCAUGAUUCUAGCAUCAUAUUACCAGCCCAGACUGUACAUGCCUCUCCUUUGGGCCCUGGAUGGCCCAAAGGCCGACGGGAUUUUGUCCUGGUCAAUAUAGACGGAGUUGCUGAAUGGCCCAAAUCAGGCCUAACAGGUCACACAAUCUGUGAGUUAUAUCUUAUUGUACGUCCAAUUGCUCGGCGAGGUUCUCGCAUUAAAUGGCGAGAUCAAUAUCUCUGCUAUGUACAGUGUUUGAGUAUUGGCCCAAUUGAUCCAGCCACUGGGAUGCAUACACUGAAACACACGAAGCAUGCUGAUGGCUCUCCUGUUGGUAAUUUCAUUCUGUUGAAUCAACUUCAUGCGUUCACCAAUGCGCAACUAAUGAAAGCAACAUCUUUGCAUUACUCCCACUCGUUUUUUUUGAAUAAAUACUUUGAUAAAGAGAUCUACAAUGCCAUUUACUAUGCUUCACAAUGA
Molecule: messenger RNA, 2496 nt
Organism: Suillus bovinus
Lineage: Eukaryota; Fungi; Basidiomycota; Agaricomycetes; Boletales; Suillaceae
Exons: 8
Coding region: 1-2496 (831 amino acids)
Source: RefSeq, a predicted model, not a curated record